This is a messenger RNA of Chinchilla lanigera (long-tailed chinchilla), 3674 nucleotides long. It is a transcript of the gene Sec23b, whose product is annotated as Sec23 homolog B, COPII coat complex component. Gene Ontology annotation, cellular component: COPII vesicle coat; endoplasmic reticulum exit site. The record is from RefSeq and is a predicted model, not a curated record. Gene Ontology annotation, biological process: COPII-coated vesicle cargo loading; endoplasmic reticulum to Golgi vesicle-mediated transport; intracellular protein transport. Lineage: Eukaryota; Metazoa; Chordata; Mammalia; Rodentia; Chinchillidae. Gene Ontology annotation, molecular function: GTPase activator activity; zinc ion binding. The transcript is spliced from 20 exons. Bases 433 to 2736 code for a protein of 767 amino acids.
CUAAGGUGAUGCGGAGGGCCUUCCCAUUGACGCAAACUGACGUCAUAAUGUAUAAGGGCGAUCCCUUCAGGAGUGUUAACUAUAUCUAGAGAGCGGCCUGGCAGGCGCUGAGGUUUUCCGAAGCUAAAACCUUCAGAGGUAGAUUCAGGGAAGUGUACGUUCUGAGAAAGUAGUUCUGAAGUGCGAGGUAGUACUGUCCUGCCCUGUUCCAAUAUGGCAGCGUGGCUUCGCUGAAUGUGUCACUUCCGCUCUUCUGCCCGGAUGCGCUCUGUGAUUGGCUAAUAUACUUCUCCAUAGAGUGACAUAAUGGAGCACUGACCAAUUGACUGAGAGCUGAGCUGGACUUGGAGGGAGCCGGAGCGGGAUCCGGAGCUGGAGCUGGACUUUUGCCGCUGUGGGCUCGUACGGCUCGGGACAGUUCCUUUUUAGACGAUGACGACCUAUCUGGAGUUCAUUCAGCAGAAUGAAGAACGUGAUGGUGUGCGCUUCAGUUGGAAUUUGUGGCCAUCCAGCCGUCUGGAGGCCACGCGAAUGGUGGUCCCGCUGGCCUGUCUGCUCACUCCUUUGAAGGAACGUCCGGACCUGCCUCCUGUACAGUAUGAACCUGUGUUUUGCAGCAGGCCCACCUGCAAAGCUGUCCUCAAUCCGCUUUGUCAGGUUGAUUAUCAAGCAAAACUUUGGGCUUGUAAUUUCUGUUUCCAAAGAAACCAGUUCCCGCCGGCGUACGCAGGCAUAUCCGAGGUGAACCAGCCUGCCGAGCUCAUGCCCCAGUUCUCUACAAUUGAGUACGUGGUACAGCGAGGUCCUCAGUCCCCUCUGAUCUUCCUCUACGUGGUGGACACAUGCCUGGAGGAAGAUGACCUCCAGGCCCUCAAAGAGUCCCUGCAGAUGUCCCUGAGCCUCCUGCCUCCAGAGGCCCUGGUGGGCCUCAUCACUUUCGGCAGGAUGGUGCAGGUUCAUGAGCUGAGCUGUGAAGGAAUCUCCAAAAGUUACGUCUUCCGCGGGACCAAGGAUUUAACUGCAAAGCAAAUUCAGGAUAUGCUGGGCCUGUCCAAGCCAGCCAUGCCCAUGCAGCAAGCGAGACCUGUGCAGCCUCAGGAGCACCCUUUUGUCUCCAGCAGGUUUCUGCAGCCCAUUCACAAGAUCGACAUGACCCUCACGGAUCUCCUCGGGGAGCUGCAAAGGGACCCGUGGCCAGUCACUCAGGGAAAGAGGCCUCUGCGAUCCACGGGGGUCGCAUUGUCCAUUGCUGUCGGCUUGCUUGAGGGGACUUUUCCAAACACGGGAGCCAGGAUCAUGCUGUUCACUGGCGGGCCCCCCACGCAGGGGCCCGGCAUGGUGGUCGGAGACGAGUUAAAGGUUCCCAUUCGUUCCUGGCAUGACAUUGAGAAGGAUAACGCGCGGUUCAUGAAAAAGGCAACGAAGCACUAUGAGAUGCUUGCCCAACGAACGGCCGCGAAUGGUCACUGCAUUGACAUUUAUGCUUGUGCCCUUGACCAGACUGGACUUUUGGAGAUGAAGUGUUGUACAAAUCUUACUGGAGGCCACAUGGUGAUGGGAGACUCUUUCAACACCUCCCUCUUCAAGCAGACCUUCCAAAGAAUUUUUAGCAAAGAUUUUAAUGGAGAUUUCCGAAUGGCGUUUGGCGCUACUUUGGAAGUAAAGACCUCUCGGGAGCUGAAGGUCGCAGGAGCCAUCGGUCCAUGCGUGUCUCUGAAUGUGAAGGGACCAUGUGUGUCAGAAAAUGAGCUUGGUGUGGGUGGCACAAGUCAGUGGAAGAUCUGCGGCCUGGACCCCACAUCCACCCUUGGCAUCUACUUCGAAGUCAUCAAUCAGCACAACGCCCCGAUCCCCCAAGGAAGCAGAGGCGCCAUCCAGUUUGUCACGCAGUACCAGCACUCUAGCACUCAGAAGCGCAUCCGUGUGACCACCAUUGCUCGAAAUUGGGCAGAUGUACAGAGCCAGCUCCAGCUCAUAGAAGCUGCGUUUGACCAGGAGGCCGCAGCGGUCCUGAUGGCGCGGCUCGGAGUGUUCCGGGCGGAGUCGGAGGAGGGCCCCGAUGUGCUCAGGUGGCUGGACCGGCAGCUCAUCCGACUGUGUCAGAAGUUUGGACAGUAUAACAAAGAGGAUCCCACUUCUUUUAGGCUCUCGGAUGCCUUUUCUCUGUAUCCUCAGUUCAUGUUCCACCUCAGAAGAUCGCCGUUCCUCCAGGUGUUUAACAACAGUCCUGAUGAGUCGUCCUACUACAGACACCACUUUGCCCGGCAGGACCUGACCCAGUCCCUGAUCAUGAUCCAGCCCAUCCUCUAUUCCUACUCCUUCCACGGCCCCCCGGAGCCAGUGCUCUUGGACAGCAGCAGCAUUCUAGCUGACAGAAUCUUGCUGAUGGACACGUUCUUCCAGAUUGUCAUUUAUCUUGGCGAGACCAUAGCCCAGUGGCAGAAGGCUGGCUACCAGGACAUGCCCGAGUACGAAAACUUCAAGCACCUGCUGCAAGCCCCGCUGGACGACGCACAGGAGAUUCUGCAGGCGCGCUUCCCCAUGCCGCGCUAUGUCCACACUGAGCACGGCGGCAGCCAGGCUCGAUUCCUUUUGUCCAAAGUGAACCCGUCUCAGACACACAAUAACCUGUAUGCUUGGGGACAGGAAACUGGAGCACCCAUCCUGACCGACGACGUCAGCCUGCAGGUGUUCAUGGACCACCUGAAGAAGCUGGCUGUCUCCAAUGCCUGUUAGAUGGGGGCCCUUGUCCAGGUGCUCCCCAUUGUUUAUAAAGGCUUCGUAACAUUCCUUUCACUUUCCUGGCAGCUUUUACUAAGUAAUCAAAGCAAGCUUUGUAUGUAUGUCUGCAGGUUAUAAUUUAUUUGUAUUCCUGUGUAUGUCCCUUUUCUGUACCAUAAAAUUGUAAGGUCAUAAACAUUUUAGUAGAUAUUUAUGUGCUUUUUUGUGUCCUAACUUGUUAGUCUCUAUGAAAUCAGAGGUGAUGUAUCUUGGCAGCUUGUUUAGAUGCAGAUCUUAAAGCUCAUCAAGGAAAUAAAACUGGACAAGGAAAGCACUAGCUAAAACAGUGCCGAUGCACAUUUGGUGCCUGAGAUCUCCGUGUGUUCGAGUCAUGUGACUUACUUCCUGCGCUUGGUACUCACUCACUGUGUAAAUGCUAGGAGACCGGGGAAGGUAAGACAUGUGUGAAGCUCUGUUGGGGCCAGAGGGUUGGAGUCUGACUCCUGAGUAACUUGCGAGUCCAGUGCAACCCGGUGACGUCAACAACGGCUGACACUGACAACGCAUCUGUCUUAGGGAUCAAGUAAAAUAACUUGAAUGGGUGCUUUUUAAAAAUCCAAGUGAUAUAUAUGUAUGGUCAAAGCAAACACCUUAUCUGGAGAGCUUAUAAAUAGUUCCCUUCUCUCCCUAAUCCUAGACCUGCCACUCAGAACUGCACUCAACUUCUUCUGUGUUUUUGUUGUUGAAAUAUUAAGUUUUAGCAAAUAUCUUCUAGUUUCUAUUUAUAGAAUGAGGAUAUUGAGACCUUCUUUCCAACCUCCAGUUUUGGUCAAUGAUACCUUUAUUUUUAUAUUAUCAAGAUUGGCACAAUUUAUAUUUUAGCCUAUAACUAUAAUUUUGUAUUUUUGUCUUUUAAGUUGAUUGUGAAAGCUUAAUAAAAUACAUUUACACAA